Molecule: messenger RNA, 1664 nt
Organism: Arachis stenosperma
Lineage: Eukaryota; Viridiplantae; Streptophyta; Magnoliopsida; Fabales; Fabaceae
Product: histone-lysine N-methyltransferase ASHR3
Exons: 11
Coding region: 1-1479 (492 amino acids)
Biological process (GO): regulation of DNA-templated transcription
Cellular component (GO): chromatin; nucleus
Molecular function (GO): protein binding; histone H3K36 methyltransferase activity
Source: RefSeq, a predicted model, not a curated record
AUGCCCGAUUUGGGGAAUUUGUCUCUUUCCGAGACUCUAGCUCUCCCCACCCCCGCAGACCCUCCUGUCUUAACCAAUUCUCUCCACUCAGCCAACCUCAAAAACCUACCGCCACCAUCCAACACCGUUGUUUACACGCGCUAUGCUCUUCGGCAAGAUGGCAUUCGCAUCCACAAAACUCACGGAACCGAGAUUAAGGUUCCUGCCGUUAAAGCAGCUAAUGGUGACGCCAAGGGUUUGGAGGAUGGAAUCAGAGAGUUCUCUCAGAAGAGGAACAAGAUUGGCUCCGAGGAUCCCGAUCUUGAAUUCUCACUUCCCUUCCUCGUUGGCGCUUCCAAAAUGGUUGAAUGCCUUGUUUGCCAUCGUCUAGUGUGCCCAGGGGAGGAGCUAUGUUGUUCUGUUCGUGGCUGUGGGGGAAUCUACCAUAUCAAUUGUGCAAAAGAAACUAUGGGGAUCUCGAAUCCAAAAAAAUUCAAGUGCUCACGACAUGCAUGCUUUGUCUGCAAACAAAAGAAGCAGUUGCGGUGUGUGCGUUGUACAAAUGCAUUUCAUGAAAAAUGUGCCCCAUGGCCAGAGGCUGUGGUGAGCCUACAGGACAAUCCUGGACAUGCUAUUUGUUGGAGGCAUCCAUCUGAUUGGCGAUUGGAUGGAAAGCUUGAAGGUUCCACAAGUGACAUACAGGAAGUAUUUCGUCGGUUGCCUGUUCCAUAUGUCAAUGAGGAUUUCAAGAUUGAUCUUACAUGGAAAGAGAUGGAGACUAAGAUGGAACCACCAUCAUAUGUGCAUAUAAGGCGCAAUUCCUACUUAGUCAAGAAGCGCAGUGGCGAAGAUGAUGGUGCAGGGUGUACCAGUUGCAGUUCUACCUGCUCGGAUGAUUGUGUGUGCAGGGUUCAAUGCAUAAGUUGCUCAAAGUCAUGUCGCUGCUCAGAAAAUUGCGGUAAUAGGCCAUUUCGCAAGGAGAAAAAGAUUAAGCUGGUCAAGACUGAACAUUGUGGAUGGGGAGUAGAGGCAGCUGAAACCAUCAACAAAGGCGAAUUCAUAAUUGAGUAUAUUGGAGAAGUCAUUGAUGAUGCUUUAUGUGAAAAAAGGCUUUGGGACAUGAAAUACGGGGGUGCACAGAAUUUUUACAUGUGUGAGAUUCGUAAAGAUUUUACUAUAGAUGCAACCUUCAAAGGAAAUAUGGCUCGCUUCUUAAACCAUGGUUGUGAUCCCAACUGUGUUCUCGAGAAGUGGCAAGUAGAUGGUGAAACGCGGGUUGGUGUAUUUGCUUCCCGUUCAAUAGAAACGGGAGAUCCCUUAACAUAUGAUUACAGAUUUGUGCAAUUUGGACCUGAGGUAAAAUGCCAAUGUGGUGCCCCAAAUUGUAGAGGGUUUUUAGGGGUGAAAAAGAAAAUUGUGAAGUUAGAUAUUUGUUGGGGUUGGGGAUCAAAGCGUAAGAGAACUUCAGCUGCAUGUCCUGCCAUAGAAACACAUGUAUGAUUCGUUUGUUUGGUGCCUCUAUUUUGGUAAUCCUUGUGCAUUGCCAUCACUUUUGUAUGUAAAGCCGAGAUGAAUUUUCAAAUGCAAAACUCAUUUGAAAAGGAAAAAUGAUAAAGCGAAAAAAAAUGAACCAGGGCGAUAGGGUUCAGUUUGCUAAGAGCAGACGACAAUGGCAUUUGUAGCAA